CUGUAUCCGCACAAAAACCUACAAGUGGUUUUUCUCCAUUCUUCAUUUUCCAAAUCCUUCGUCUUCCCUGAGAAACUCAUUUUUUCCCAAUGGCGACAACUCUUGCGUUCUCCCUUUCAACCCCGAUCCGGGCCUCAUCCGGCUCACUUCAAAGACCCGAUCCGAGUCGCAGAAAACCUGUUUCUUCCUCCUCCUGGUGGGCUCCUCUCUUCGGGUUGUCCUCCAACCCCGAUUACCUUAAUGAUCGCAAUACCGGUCUUACGUCGGAGGGAAAGUCAGACAUACCAGAUCCGGACUCAGAUCCGAGUAGAUCUAGAGUUGGAUGCACGACCGGUUGCUUCACCGAGGGGAAAGCAAAGCAACUUCGUAGGAAGACGAUGGAGAACGCGGCGUUUCACGAUAUGAUGUACCACUCUGCGAUCGCGUCUCGUCUUGCGUCUGAUACGUCGGGUUGGCCGGUAAGUGAUUGAACGAAGCCUAAUAAUAAU
Molecule: messenger RNA, 488 nt
Organism: Hibiscus syriacus
Lineage: Eukaryota; Viridiplantae; Streptophyta; Magnoliopsida; Malvales; Malvaceae
Exons: 1
Coding region: 90-470 (126 amino acids)
Source: RefSeq, a predicted model, not a curated record